UCAUUUACCCGCGUUUGUUGAACAGCCCACUUUGUUUGGCGGGAUCUCUAUCGACGCAUAGGUAAGGCACCAUGCAGUUCAUCAGCAGACAAAAGAAGCUUGGCCCUCACUCUCAGACGGAGAUCUAUGGGCAGCUUGUGCAGUUCUAUGGACAGCCUCCACUUGAAAACAUCUCUCUCUCUGAGUUUGAGACAUUUGCUGUGGAAAGACUGAAAUUGUUGAAGAGCGUUGAGAAUUUGGGAGUGAGCUAUGUGAAACUGUCAGAGCAAUACAACAACAAACUGCACCAUGAGUUGAAAAACCUGAACUUUCCCUACAAAUCGGAAACUGAGGACAGAAAAUCUCAGACUGGACCAAGUGAACACGAGAAGCGAAGAAAGGACCAUAUCUCCCACUUCAUUCUCCGACUUGCCUACUGCCAAACGGAAGAUCUGAGGCGCUGGUUUAUUCAACAGGAAGUUGAUCUUUUCCGCUACCGUUUCACUGACCUGCCUCCGGAACAAAAGCUUGAACUUCUUCAAAAGAAUAAUCUUCAGUAUCACGCAAUUAGCGCCGAGGAGAAGAAGGCUCUGUCGGGAAAACUUGUCCACUCCAGCUACGGUGGCAGUGGAAUCAAGGUGGAGGAUCAGGACUUCUACAAAGUUCCAUUUCAAGAUGCCCUGGAUCUAGUGAGGGCAAGGAAAGUGUACCUCAAAGCAGGCUACGUGUACAUCCCUCAACAGGAUAUUGUCACCAUUGUCCUCAAUGAUUUCCGCACCAGGCUGUCUAAAGCUCUUGCACUGACAGCUCGCUCGCUACCGGCCGUGCAUUCUGAUGAACGGCUCCAACCGCUCCUUAACCACCUCAGCCAUGCGUAUGUGGGACAGGAUUACAGCAUCCAGAAGAAUGUUGGAAAAAUCUCCUUGGAGCAAAUCGACUCACUUUCAGGAAAGUCAUUCCCACUGUGUAUGAGGCAGCUCCACCAGAACCUCAGAGAGAACCACCACCUCCGCCACGGUGGUCGGAUGCAGUACGGCCUCUUCCUCAAAGGUAUCGGCCUCUCUCUGGAGCAGGCUCUGCAGUUCUGGAGGUCUGAGUUCAUAAGAGGCAAAGUGGAUGCUGAUAAGUUUGACAAAGCAUAUGCCUACAGCAUCCGCCACAUGUUUGGCAAAGAAGGCAAGCGAACAGACUACACCCCCUACAGUUGCAUGAAGGUGAUUUUAUCAAACCCACCCAGCCAAGGCGACCAUCAUGGAUGCCCAUUCCGUCACAGUGAUCCAGAGCUGCUGAAGCAGAAGCUGCAGUUCUACAAGGUGUCUCCCAGUGGAAUCAGUCAGAUCCUGGAGCUGGUUAAAGGAAUGCACUACCAGCUGGCAUGCCAGAAAUACUUUGAGCUGACACACAAUAUUGAGGACACCACUUUCUCACUCAAUCACCCCAACCAGUACUUCAUAGAGAGCCAGAAAGUUUUGGGCGGAGGCAAGGACAUAAAGCGAGAGACGGACACUCCACAGAGGUCGCAAGAAAACUCGGGCAGAGGAUCAACUGCAGCUCGAGAGGCAGCAGCAGCAGCAGCAAACGCCCCCCAGCAUUUGGCUGAGAUCACAGAGGAUCUGGACUCUUUCUUUCAAGAUGCAUGAUUUGCAUUCUUCUUUUUUUUUUUUUUUAAACUACAUGUAGAAAUAAAUGUUUGUAUGACGACUGGAGGUUGCAGGUGGUGCAUAUUCCAACUUGUUGAACCUUUUAAAGUCACUGUAUCUGUAUUAAAGUUGCAAAAUGUUUUCAAUGAUUUAAGCUUUGAGUCGAGUUCAACAUCAAAGUUAAGUUUCCUACUUUGUAACUUCCUCUGUGGAUGUGAUGUUGACACUGCGUUUGUCACUGAUUAACCCAUGCGUUAACAGGAGUCACUCGGUUUGUUGUCUUCCUUUGUUUUCGCUGUGUGGUCUGAACUCAGAUGGCUUAUACCCAGUCACAGAGCACAGUGUUUUUGGCAGAAACGUGGUUUUCGGGGGUGAUGACUAGAACAUUUCCCAGCUGUCUCAGAAACAAUGUCAUUGUAUUUGCUGGCAGCAUUAUGGAUGAAUGGUGGCAGAAGGAUGGAUGAAAAUAAACAAUUUUCACAGUUGUA
Molecule: messenger RNA, 2107 nt
Organism: Stegastes partitus (bicolor damselfish)
Lineage: Eukaryota; Metazoa; Chordata; Actinopteri; Pomacentridae
Gene: prim2
Product: DNA primase subunit 2
Exons: 14
Coding region: 72-1619 (515 amino acids)
Biological process (GO): DNA replication, synthesis of primer; DNA replication initiation
Cellular component (GO): alpha DNA polymerase:primase complex
Source: RefSeq, a predicted model, not a curated record